Rhinocladiella mackenziei CBS 650.93 is the source of this 1347-nucleotide messenger RNA. RefSeq lists its product as uncharacterized. Bases 1 to 1347 code for a protein of 448 amino acids. The record is from RefSeq and is a predicted model, not a curated record. The transcript has 2 exons. NCBI's taxonomy places the organism in Eukaryota, Fungi, Ascomycota, Eurotiomycetes, Chaetothyriales, Herpotrichiellaceae.
AUGUAUAUCAACCUUGUGCAGUCAGCAUUGCUUGCCAGCUCGGCAUGGAGCAUUAUCGCUGGUGCUAAUCCUUUACUUCCUCGCGGAGACGGAACCACAGCUGGCCGGGCAUACGAGACAGGUAGUGGCACUACGCCCGUUGGGCCAGGCUGUACAGCCUCUACUACGACUUGGACGAUCGCGUCAAUAUUGCCAGGAGAGACCUGCCCCCCAACCACGCCUGUUGGCCCUGGUAGUAACUGCCCCACAGUUCCCCCUUUCACAGUCACUGUGACCACUGGAGGCGGGAAUACUUGUCCAUCCAACACUCAAGUCAGUCCUUGCUCUGGCGGAACUACAGCUACGGUCACAGUCACUACGGGAGGAGGAAAUACCUGCCUACCAGAUACUCCAGCCCAACCCUGUUCUGGUGGGACGACGACAACCGUUACGAUGACUGCUGGAGGAAAUACUUGCCUACCAACCACGCCAGUUCAGCCUUGUACUGGCGGCACAACAACCACCGUUACCGCUCCUGGUCCGACUGUGACAAUCCCAGGAUCUGUUGGAGUUUCUACAACCACCGUCACCGUCCCAGGAUCUUCGAGAGGCUUGACACCUAUUUUCACUGUUCUAGCUUCCGCGGUUACCCAGCCUGGCUCGACCGUUACAAUCCCUGGAUCAUCCGUAGUCUCGACUCGAACAAUCUUUGUGCCUCCUGAGACGAUUACGAGAACCAUGACUCAAGGAGGCCCGGCCCCGACCGCCACCAGCACUGUGACCUCAACAGAAGUGGGUCCCGCACAAACUCUUACUGUUCCUGGAGCUCCAUUUACUGUGACCAUAACGGAGACAGGGUCAUGUCAGACAGUUACGGUUCCUGGUGACACGGUCACGGUGACAAGUACUGAGGCUGGCCCUGGCCAAACUGUUACAAUUCCUGGCGGAACGAUGACGGUGACCAGCACCGAAGCUGUUCCUGGAGGCACGGUCACCACGACUGUAACAACUACCGAAGCUGGGCCUGAGCGGACAGUCACGGUGCCCGGCGGCACCACUACAACCACGGCCACCACGACGGAAGUCGGUCCUGGUCGAAUUAUAACCGUUCCUGAUGGGGUUUCCAUAAUAACAAUCUCCGGAGCUACCUCAGCGGUUGUCACCACCACUACAAUUGGGGAUACCACAGCCACGACUAUAGUCAUUGAGACAGGAUCUUGCACCCGAGUUGGGCCAACAUUCACGUCCACAUGCACCGUGACCUCGUGGGCAACUGUUGGAGGUGGAUAUGGAAGUGGUGGCUACUUGACAGAUACGCCUGCUACAACUACGACGUGGAAGAAUCAUUACUGGAGAAGACGGGGAUAA